This is a messenger RNA of Volvox carteri f. nagariensis, 1023 nucleotides long. RefSeq lists its product as uncharacterized. Lineage: Eukaryota; Viridiplantae; Chlorophyta; Chlorophyceae; Chlamydomonadales; Volvocaceae. Bases 1 to 1023 code for a protein of 340 amino acids. The record is from RefSeq and is a predicted model, not a curated record. The transcript is spliced from 6 exons.
AUGAUGCCGACGUCUUCACAACAAACCGUGAGUGGUGUUGUUUGGCCGACUGUUGUGGGACUUCCGGGACGCAAUAAAACGCUGCGUCAGCAAUCCGAUAGCACGGAACGGAUCAUUGACAGUUGGCCUAACUGCCGCAGACCUGGAAACUCCUUUGAGGCGCAGCGCACGGGUUCUUCACGUAAGUCUCUGGAGGUGCCCUGCUCGCCUGGAAGCCGGAAGUCUGUCGAGGUGACUCUUUCACCAACUGGCAGCUUGAACAAAGCCAACAGUUUGUUGCGAGGCCCUGGCAAUGCUGCUGACGGCACAAUCGGUUCGGAGGGCUGGUGGCAUCAUAUGGACCACAGCCAGAUGAACAUGUCACCUACAGAUGACUCCACAUCCAAGAGUCAAACCAAGGCGACCGGCGGGUCUGCGCUGCCAUACAGCUCCGUAACCCGGAAGCAAUCUCUGUGGGCAGAUGAGGAGCCAGCGGCUGCUGCAGCCCCGCCGCUACCGGCGGCCGCUUCGGCCCUCAAGCCUGAAGAACCGACCUUCAAGCUGGCCGAGGCACCUGCACCGACACCGGCGGCCCCGGGAGCCAGCAGUGUACCAGCUGGCAGCAGCAACACUACGGACAACGUUGGAGGCCCCCUUCAGAGCGGGGCAGGCAGUGGCUGGUGGACUCGCAUGGACAACUCCCCCCUCAACCAACCACCUGAAACCAAACCGUUGACGGACGGGGCGGCCGUGCGCAAGGGCGAGCGUGUUAUGGGCGGAGGCUUCACGCCCCAGUUCCACAUUGCUGGUAGCGGCGGGCGUUACGGCUCCAUUUUUGCUGAGGAGUCUGUACAGCCGGCAGCAGAUCAGCAAUCAGGUGACCCUUCCCGGCCGUUGGCGCAGCAGGUAGCUGAUUGGGGCCCCUUCUGCGGCCAGCAGCCGAGCAGUACGGCGGCGGCUGGUAGUGCAUUCGGCGGUGGUGGAGGUGCUGAGGGGGAGGAGGAGGAUUGCUGGACGAGCUUUGCAUCGGCACCCAAGGCCUAA